Molecule: messenger RNA, 3367 nt
Organism: Peromyscus maniculatus bairdii (prairie deer mouse)
Lineage: Eukaryota; Metazoa; Chordata; Mammalia; Rodentia; Cricetidae
Source: RefSeq, a predicted model, not a curated record
AGGGCUGAAAGCAGUGAAACCAGCUGGCCAGAGACUGCAGCCUCUGAGACCAUGAGCAAAAGGAAGCUCUUUAAACAGGAAGGUAUAAAUAGCUCCUGGAAGUCCCUGAAACUGACCAGAUUCACUCGGCUCCUCCCUGCUAGAGUCAGCAAUAAAAGCUGCAAAGACGACUCAGACCAGCUAAGCAGAAGACGACUCUCAGAUAAGCCAAGCUGGGACCAGAGACCAACAGAGCUGCCUGUCAGAGUUAGACCUGUCACUUGGAAGGGACACUUUUCGACCUGUCGAGCUGCCCACAGGCUGUGCAGUGUGCUUCAGGUUUCCCAGCGUCGUGAGCUGUCAUCCAUGCUGGGGUGGGCCUUGGUGCACACACUGUGACCAACGCAGCAGCAGCAGCAGCAGCAGCAGCGGCAAGGUGGAUUUCCUUUGUGUUUAAAGAGAGAAAAAGAAACAUGUCCCCGUGUCUGUAGAGAUGAUUUGCAGUCCAGCCCGGCUGAAGCUGACCGAAUGAGAGUAUGGGCUGUGCCUCCGCCAAGCAUGUUGCCACUGUUCAAAAUGAAGAGGAAGCUCAGAAAGGGAAGAACUACCAGAACGGAGAUGUGUUUGGCGAUGAGUAUAGAAUCAAACCCGUGGAAGAGGUCAAAUACAUGAAAAACGGGGCAGAAGAGGAACAGAAAAUCGCAGCCAGGAACCAAGAAAACCUGGAAAAAAGUGCCAGCUCAAAUGCAAGGCUUAAAACUAAUAAAGAAAUCCCUGGAUUGGUCCAUCAACCCAGAGCAAACAUGCACAUCUCUGAAAGCCAACAAGAAUUCUUCAGAAUGCUGGAUGAGAAAAUUGAAAAGGGUUGGAAUCUCACAGAACUCUUAGGUGCUGUCAGCCAGGUCCCUUAAGGAGCAGCAGGAGAGGCAUUUGGGUUCUGCAGCAGUGGUGUGAUGAAUGAAAGGGAAGCCACGCUGUUGCUAUGAGGAAUCCAUGGCCGACAGCCCUGUGGUCUCAGAGCAGUUAAGCCCUCAGUAAACAGCUUCAUCUUGCCACUCGACCAGGCAGGGGGCCCCAGAGCAGCACUCGGAGCUGCGGAUGCUUAUACAGCUUGGUCGUGGUCCCGUUGCCUUCCUACCCUCCGUGGUUCUUCCGCUGCCUGUCUGCUUCCCCCUGGCAGCCCUUCUGCUGUUUGAAUCUGGCAUCUACGAGCGUGACUGUCGCCUCACAGCCAGUGCUCUGGGAUAGACUGUCAAGCUUGGCAGAUGCUUGGCUCUGUUACUUAAGAAGACCUAGCAAGGUGUGGUAGCACACACCAAAAAAAAAUCUCAGCGGCUCAGAAGUCUGGACAGGGUUGUAAUUUCAAGGCCAGUGUGGACUGUACGGCUUGAGGUGAGAGCCAUCCUGGGAAAUUCAGUGAAACCCUGUCUCAAAAUAAGAAAUAAAAAAUGAGGCUAGAAAUGUAGCCCAGUGGUAGAGCACUUGGCCUAGCAUUUUCCAAGCCUGGUCAUGUCAACGCUAGUACUGGAAUUAAAAAGUAAAAAAAAAUAUUGGAAGCAAUAAGCAGAUCUCUAAGCUUAAAAACUGGGUCUCCCUUGUCUUUGUUUCCCUAGAAGGUAGUGUAAGACAUGGGCCACCUGCUGGAUUAGUGAGCUAUACAGAUAGACCACAGGGCUUCAACAGGCAGGUUGUCAGAGGUGGAGACAUGGUUGAGAAGAUGCCCCUGACCAGUCUGGGUUAGGAGAUCCUUUUAACAGUGUGGAGCAGCAUGAGAGCACACAGCAGGUCCAUUGCCAGGGAGCACAAUCCAUCCGGUCUAAGGAAGAACGAUUGUGACCCAAGAGAGAGCUUCAAACCUGAGCCACAUCUAGGAACUGGCUCCAGCUAAUGUGACUCGGGCUAAUCACUUAAACUCUCUAAUCUUCCGUUUCCACACAGAUGAGAUUUGUAUAAUAAUACUAACUUGGGAAAUUCAAGAAAAUACAUACACAGAGCUAUGGCUGUGGCGUAGAUUCCCCGUGUUCCGCGGGUUUUCUUUUGAAGUGGUGCGCGUGUGUCACCCAACAUUUCAGAGGUCUGUGGUAGAAACUGAAAAUGAAGAAUUGAGCUCAAAUCUUGCCUAAGCCAGCCCUUCCUGUGGCGAGCAUCUCUCCUUGGAGAGAAAAUGUUAGAAUAGGCCAUCUCCAGCACACUGGCCAUCUUACUCUGUGGCAUAACCUUGUCCUGGAGUUAGAGAGUCCUGGGAAAAUGUAUAGAGCUACUGUGACUGCAGAAUGUGUCAGUCAGUGGCAGGGUACAUCUGAAUCCUCAUCGACAUUUUUCUAUUGGAGGCUUCUUCGAACUCCUGUAGGCUUUUUGCAGCUUGCUUUUAUGAGACUUUUAACCAUGUGCAUUCAUACCACCCCCAGAAUGCUUGUGACGAUAAUAGGGACCAAAAAAAAAGUUGAGGAAAGCAGCACCCGUCAACAUCAAAGAGACACUCAGGCUGGCUUCUUGGAUUCCUUUAAUAAGCCUCAGUUCUGAGGUCAGCAUCCUGACUCGGUUCCCUGGACCAGCAGGGACCGGUACCAAGGGAGGGACAAAGUGAAGCAUUAGAAUAGAGAACUUGCUUUCUUCUGGACGAUUCUAAUCCAGAGCCGUAACUGUGUAAGGAGCUGUGGAGAAGGUCUUAACCCCAUCCCUCCCACUUCAUCUUCCUCCACGGCAAAGAGUGAAGCUGGCCAGCGUCCGUCAGUCAGGAGAGAAGUGUGAGGCAUCCUGUGCUCCCAUGAUGCUUUAAGUAUUUAGUCUAGGCAGAGGCAGGUGGAUCUCUGUGAGUUCAAGGCCAGCCUGGUCUCCAAAGCGAGUUCCAGGAAAGGCACAAAUCUACACAGAGAAACCCUGUCUCUAAAAACCAAAAAAAAAAAAAAAAAAUUUAGUCUGGGGCCUCUUGUUAGUCCUGGAAAACCUAGUGCAUGGAGACGUAGUCUGCUCUGUCCUAGAGGAAUCUGCCUCUUCUGGACUGCCCUCACUUCAGGUCUACUUUAUAAUGCUUGACACACUCAUAUUUUCCAUCUUGAUUUUUGGACGUUUGGAGCUGGGCAAUCACAGCUGCCUCCUCUCUGGGUACCAAGGAGUGACGACAAACACAAGACACAUCCUUCAGCAUCCACCUUACUAAUAAGCUGAGCGACUCCCAGACACAGAUCCAGAUCUAGUUUGGAAUAUAUUUGUAAGAUUUAAAACACCAAAAGGUUUGUUGUCACAUUAUAUAAUGUGCACAUAUGUAAUAGGAAAUAUGUGUAAUUCAAACUAUUAAAAGCUUGUACAUUGCUAGGUAUAUACCCUUGAAAUUCUCUUAUAUAAUACAAUAAAGUUCACUGUAGCAGUCUGUGUUAAAUAGCAAAAA